CGCAUGGCUCAGACACACAGUGAGUGUGAGUUUACCUUAAACCCAAAAUUUGCAAGAGGAAGAGUCGGCCCAACCUACUGUCCCUCCAGCCGCUCCACACCAACACGUCUGUGAGAGGAGGCUGAAACCAAGAACCAAUGUUCUCACACAGCAAACUGGAUCCUAAUCUACUUCUCGAUGUGGGUUAUCUGUGUGGCCGAUGGGUGUGGAGGAAGUGUCGGUGCUCUUAACUGGCUUGAGCUGCCUACGGAUCUGGGAUUUUGAGUAGAGCGAACUACUGAAAUUUGUAAUUUGAUUACAAAAACGCCUCUUCUGUGAUCUUUGGAGUUCAUGUUGGCUCAAUAACAAAGUCUGCACCCGGGUGAACUGAUAAGGCAGGGGAAAAUCAAUUUAAACACUUUUGAACACAAUCUCCUCACUAUGGAUGUAGAGACCGAGAUUGUGGAAGAGAAAGACUGGACGGAACUCGAGCCCAACUAUCCCGUCAAAGUCUUCCUCACUUUCCUCUACAGCUUCAUCCUGGUGACGGGCAUUGUGGGAAAUGGAGUCACCAUCUGGGUGACACAGGUGUUGCAGAGAAACGGCUACCUGCAGAAGAACGUGACAGACCACAUGGUGAGCCUGGCCUGCUCCGACCUGCUGGUCCUCAUCAUCGGAAUGCCUGUGGAACUCUACAGCGCCAUCUGGUUCCCCUUCAGCUCCGCCUCGGGGGACGCUUCAUGUAAAAUCUACAACUUCCUGUUUGAGGCCUGCAGCUACGCCACCAUCUUGAACGUGGCCACGCUGAGCUUCGAGCGCUACGUGGCCGUGUGCCACCCCUUCCGCUUCAAGGCCCUGACCGGCCGGAGGACACAGUACCUCAUCGCCUUCGCCUGGGUCACCUCCGUCAUCGUCGCCUUGCCGCUGCUGGUCGCCACGGGAACGGAGGGCCACAUCCCCACGCAGGCCAGGAUGCCGGUCCAAAACCUGACGUUCUGCACCAACCUGAGGGAGCAGUGGGUGAUGUACAGGGGCAGCAUCUUCGCCGCGUUCCUGGUGUACGUGGUGGUGCUGGUGGGAGUUGGGGUCAUGUGCAGGGCCAUGAUCCUGGUGCUCAGGAGGCCCAUGAACACGUCAGGGGUCAACGGAGAGGAGGGCUCGUCCAAGCAGGAGAGCACCAGGGUCAAGAUGGCUCGAAAGCAGACCAUCCUGUUUCUAGGUUUGAUCGUGGCGGCCCUGACCAUAUCCUGGUUGCCCAACCAGGUGCGUCGCCUCAUGGCGGCUGCGUAUCCCAAGUCCCAAUGGACGCUGGCCUACUUCCGCAGCUACGUGACUCUGCACCCCGUGGCGGACACCUUCUUCUACCUCAGCUCCGUCCUCAACCCCUUCCUCUACAACCUGUCAUCCCGCCAGUUCCGAGAUGUAUUCCUCCAGGUGCUGCGCUGCCGCGUCACCAUUGAGCACGUCAACAAACGCACCGUGCGGGCCCAGGAGACGCUCUCGGCCCGCUCUCGGCGCCCUCUGAUGUCUUUGCGGCGCAGCGCGGCCAGGCGCUCCGCACAGAGCCGGGAGCAGCUCAAGGCUGAAACGCCAAACACUGUCCUCGUUCCGACAGACUCGAGCACCAAAUACACAGAGGAUUCUCUGUGCGUGACAGACGUGUCAUCUUCUUAUUCUACACGGAUAGACAACGUGCCCUCGGAGACUGAAAUUUAACUGGCAAUACUUUAACAUUUAUUGAAAUG
Molecule: messenger RNA, 1724 nt
Organism: Hypomesus transpacificus
Lineage: Eukaryota; Metazoa; Chordata; Actinopteri; Osmeriformes; Osmeridae
Gene: gpr39
Product: G protein-coupled receptor 39
Exons: 2
Coding region: 421-1695 (424 amino acids)
Biological process (GO): G protein-coupled receptor signaling pathway
Cellular component (GO): membrane
Molecular function (GO): G protein-coupled receptor activity
Source: RefSeq, a predicted model, not a curated record